UUACAUGCAGCUAGAGUAGAAUUGAAACGCUGGGGUUUGAAAGCUUAAACAUACAAUUUUGUACUAUCGCAGACGACCAUCUACGUGAUGAGGUCACUUCAAGUAAUGGCUACUCCCUUAGGAAACAGUGUAUGCAUAGUGAACACAGAUUUCGUGAUAGGUUAGUGGAUACGUGCACGGAUACGUGCACUGCAGUGUUGACCUGCACUUCAGAAUCAGCUGAUAGAUAAGGCAUUCCUCUGUUUUUAACACUUAAGGAAUCCUCGUACCUACAUGUAUAUAAGCUACACCUACGAUAGCGUUGUCUCAGUGUUGCGUGGCCAUUAAAGUAUGACGAUGGCUUCCUUUUCGAUCAAAUUGGCUUUAUUAGCCGCUGUGGUUUCUAUGGGAACGACAAGCAAGCAGGGUUGUUUGGAUAUGUAUGUUUUUUCCAGCACUUACACGACCAUUUCUAACACCUUACACACUCUAGAGGCACAGAUGAAGACAUUGAAAGCCCAACUUGAUGCAACCAUAUCGAGUGCCUGCUUAGAACCGGACCCUAACGUUGACACCAACACCCGGUUCAAUCUGACGUACUGUGAUUUUGAAGAUUUACACAUGUGUAACUAUACAAACGAAGCCGACGGUGGGUAUCCCUGGAAAACACUUGCUGCCACAGCUGCUAUCAGUGACCACACGUACAUGGGGGUUAAAGAUGGACAUAUGGUCUAUAGUUACUCCAGUUAUUCAAAAAAGCUGACCUCCCGAAUUUUUGACAGGGCACCUGCAUACUGUAUAAGAUUCUACCUCAGGGCACAAUACCCAACAACACAGUUUACAGUUUACAUUACGGAGGAUGGUGGUGUUGGCUACCCUAUUCACUCCACAGCGCCCCAUACACCCACUACCUGGACCCUUGUUGAAGUCGUGCCUGACUCGGAGUACCUCAGCAAACCGUUCAAGCUCACUUUCAAGGUACCCGCAGGUGGCUUGGCAUAUAUAGACGACAUAAUGGUAUACAACGUUCCUUGUAAUACACCUGGAAUCAGAAAACCUGUAUCAUGCACCGGAAAAGAACUGACCAUUGGUAGCAAGAAACACUGCUAUACGGCUCACGUAGAACCUAGGACGUAUGUAGACGCCAUUCGCACGUGCAAGAAAGGGUGGUCGCAAAGCCAUCUAUUGUCUGUAACGUCAGCCAUGGUGCAGCAUUACAUCGUUGAUUGGAUACGUAAUGACACGGCGUUGACACAGACAGGAGCCUUUGGAUUCUGGACAAGUGGACAAGACGAAUUCUCGGAGGGUCAUUUUCUUUGGACUACGGAUUUAGAAUCUGUUCCGUUCAACUACACAAGUUGGCAUUUAGGUCAACCAAAUAACAUAGGAGGUCACCAGAACUGUGUAUUACUGCAGUACGCUAACGACAACUACAACUGGGGUGACGUGGAUUGUGGAGAACGUCAUCCUUUCAUUUGUGAAUCGGAGUACUCGUAA
Mizuhopecten yessoensis (Yesso scallop) is the source of this 1476-nucleotide messenger RNA. RefSeq lists its product as uncharacterized. The transcript has 7 exons. Lineage: Eukaryota; Metazoa; Mollusca; Bivalvia; Pectinida; Pectinidae. The coding region runs from base 331 to 1476 and encodes 381 amino acids. Gene Ontology annotation, cellular component: membrane. The record is from RefSeq and is a predicted model, not a curated record.